GCCCAUUUCCUUCCAUCCCCACAACUCAACCAUCCCCCUUUUUCCCUCCUGAUUUGAUCCUUCCUUCUUGGUUUAAUACAAAACUCAAAUCACCCGUCUCUCGAUUUUAUAAAAAUACCAGUACACGAAUUAAUCCCUCAUUUGUCUAGAUUCAUUCUUUAUAUCCAUUCCCCUAAAUAACUAGCUCAGAAAAAAAAAAACCCCUCAUAUGUUAAUUUGCCCGUUUAUUUAAUUUUUUUUUUUUUAGAAUUUAAAGAGAGAGAGAGAGAGAUGGUGGAAGUAUUGUUUUCGUUGAAGAAUGUAUUAGUAGUGUCGCUAGCAAUGAAUAUGUGUUUGCUUUGGCAGAUAAGCUAUUUUUAUUAUUAUUACUACGAUGAUGUUGAUGCCCUAAGAAUUACUUCCUCCUCCUCCUUUUGGAAUACUAGCAGCUGGCGGGCGAGGCUUCAUUCUCCUCCUCCUUCUUCUUCUUCUGCAACUCACCAAAAUAAUAAUAAUAAUAAUAAUAUCUGUCUUAAUAAUAAUAAUCAUGAUGAUGGUUGUCACAAUAAUAAUAAUAAUAAGUUAAGAAAGACAGACGAAAAUAGUGAACUACCGCCAACUGCUACGACGUCGUUUAGCUCUACUCCUGCUCCUACUCCAGAUGGCGGGGAAUCUCGUGUCAUCAAUCUUGAUCAUGGCGACCCAACGAUGUAUGAGAACUUUUGGAAGCACAAGGAAGAAACGACGGUUGUGACUUCCAGUUGGCAACACAUAAGUUACUUUUCAGAUGUUACAAAUGUUUGCUGGUUUUUGGAGCCACAGCUCGUAAGUGCAAUCACGAGGCUACACAAUGUGGUUGGCAAUGCAGUCACAGAGGGUCACCACAUUGUUGUGGGAACGGGCUCUUCACAACUUUAUCAGGCUGCAAUUUACGCUCUUUCAUCGCCCUAUGUUUCAGGGCCUACGAAUGUGGUUUCUGCUGCUCCAUUCUACUCGUCGUACCCAUUGAUGACUGAUUACUUGAAAUCAGGGCUACACAAAUGGGCAGGUGAUGCAAAUGUGUUUAAUAAAGAAGAGCCCUACAUUGAGCUAGUGACUUCUCCUAACAACCCCGAUGGAUUUACAAGGCAAGAUGUAGUCAAAGGAGAUAAAGGGAUUCUGAUUCAUGAUCUUGCUUACUAUUGGCCACAAUAUACACCGAUUGUAUUAGCGGCAGACUAUGAUAUAAUGCUUUUCACUGUCUCCAAAAGCACUGGCCAUGCUGGUAGCCGAAUUGGUUGGGCUCUUGUCAAAGAUAGAGAGAUUGCUAAGAAAAUGACAGCAUUUAUAGAGAUUAACACCAUUGGUGUAUCUAAAGAUUCACAGAUCCGAGCAGCAAAGAUUUUACAAACUGUGGCUGAUACUUGUGACCAUGCCCACCAGAAACAAUCCGAGAGUUUCUUCGACUUUAGCUACAAACUCAUGACAGAAAGGUGGAAUAAAAUUAGAGAAGCCGUGAAUAAGACUGAACUUUUCAGUUUGCCAUAUUUUCCAGUGGAGACAUGUGCUUUCAGUGGGCGGACUUUUGGACAGCUACCUGCCUUUGCUUGGUUAAAAUGCGAGAAAGUUGGUGAUUGUGAAAGCUUCCUCCGAAAACAUAAGAUACAUACCAGAGGUGGAAAGCACUUUGGGGCUAGCACGGAAUAUGUGAGGAUCAGCAUGCUGAGUAGAGAUAGUGAGUUUGAACUCUUAACUCAGAGGCUGCCUGCAAUCAUUUCUUGACAAUCCUUCUAGUGGGGAAUUCGGGUUAGCAAUAGGCCUAUGUAAAAAAAGAUGUUUUUUUCCCUUCUUCUUGGUAAUGUUUUACAUGAAUAUUUAGGUCGUUCGUGUUCUUGACAAAACAUAGUAACAUUAAUGAUCGAAAUAACCGAAAAGUCACGUGUGACGAAGGUUCAGCUCC
Molecule: messenger RNA, 1918 nt
Organism: Erigeron canadensis
Lineage: Eukaryota; Viridiplantae; Streptophyta; Magnoliopsida; Asterales; Asteraceae
Product: tryptophan aminotransferase-related protein 2-like
Exons: 5
Coding region: 271-1740 (489 amino acids)
Biological process (GO): amino acid metabolic process
Molecular function (GO): carbon-sulfur lyase activity; transaminase activity
Source: RefSeq, a predicted model, not a curated record